Messenger RNA from Aureobasidium subglaciale EXF-2481, 912 nucleotides. RefSeq lists its product as uncharacterized. Bases 1 to 912 code for a protein of 303 amino acids. Gene Ontology annotation, molecular function: GTP binding; GTPase activity. Lineage: Eukaryota; Fungi; Ascomycota; Dothideomycetes; Dothideales; Saccotheciaceae. Gene Ontology annotation, cellular component: endosome. The transcript has a single exon. The record is from RefSeq and is a predicted model, not a curated record. Gene Ontology annotation, biological process: regulation of endocytosis.
AUGUACGACUACCUCGCCAAAAUCAUCCUCCUCGGUCCCUCUUCCGCCGGGAAAUCCUGCCUCCUCCACCGCUUCAUAAACAAGUCCUGGCGCAUUCUCUCUUCUCAAACCAUCGGUGUCGAAUUCGCUACGAAGAUCGUAAAAGUCGGAGACGGAAAUCGCAGAAAGAGAAUAAAGUUGCAAUUAUGGGAUACUGCUGGCACAGAACGUUUCAGGAGCGUGAGCAGGAGUUACUAUCGUGGUGCGGCUGGCGCAAUCUUGGUUUACGACAUUACGAGCAGGGACAGUUUUGCGCAACUGGGCACUUUUUUGAACGACGCGAGAGCCCUGGCGAGUCCACACCUGACCCUGUUGCUGGCCGGCAACAAGGCCGACCUCGCCGAACCUGUCGACAGUGACGCCGAAAGCGAGGAUGACAUCGACGACAGCGGAGUACUUUCACCGUCGUUUGGACAAUCACCGUCAAGCUACGACUCCCGCAGAUUUGACAGCAUCGCUUCCAGAGGAACCAUCCCACGAGGCGGCAAUGGCGCACGCGCGACUUUCGCACCCGAUGGUCGCCAGGUCUCUACAACUCAAGCAACGCAAUGGGCAACCUCACAAACUAUCCCCAUGGCAGUCGAAGUCUCAGCAUUCAACGGAGAUGGCGUGGAUGAGCUAUUCAACCGUCUCGCCCGUAUGAUUCUGGCAAAGAUUGAGUUAGGCGAGAUUGAUCCCGAUGAUCCGCUCUCUGGCAUACAGUACGGCGACAGUUCAUGGGCUAUCGAUGAUGGUGGUAGCAGCAUAAAGAGCGGCGUGGACGGGCCAAGGAGACGAAGGAAAAGAGCGGGCACGGGACAGUGGGCUUCUGGCUUGCGUGAGUGGGAAGAGGUCUUUAGACUUGAUGGUCCCAGAAGAAGAGGCUGCUGUUAG